Dalotia coriaria is the source of this 2881-nucleotide messenger RNA. RefSeq lists its product as uncharacterized. NCBI's taxonomy places the organism in Eukaryota, Metazoa, Arthropoda, Insecta, Coleoptera, Staphylinidae. Gene Ontology annotation, molecular function: fibroblast growth factor receptor binding; transmembrane receptor protein tyrosine kinase adaptor activity. The record is from RefSeq and is a predicted model, not a curated record. Gene Ontology annotation, cellular component: cytoplasm. The coding region runs from base 256 to 1512 and encodes 418 amino acids. Gene Ontology annotation, biological process: fibroblast growth factor receptor signaling pathway. The transcript is spliced from 2 exons.
UGUCAAAACAAAGCAGAUAAGCCGAGAUGAAAAUGGAGUCAUCAUCAAACUCGUUGUCGAAUUAAAAGCGAACAUAAUCUAGUCCCAAACGCUCAAACAAACUACAAUAAAUCCACCACCAAAAAGAAACAUGUGCCACUAGACGUCCCCGAACACAAUGACUCGUAAAUCACGCAGAAUGCACGCGCCAACGCAUUUGCAUCUUGAAAAGAAGCGCCGUUCGUCGAACAAUUGACUAAAUUUUCCAACAAAAAAAUGGGUUGUGCAAGCAGUAAAACAGAUAUAAAUGAUCAACACCCCAACAUCUUCCAAGUGAUGAACGUCGACGACGAAUUCCGGCCUAUUUCACCCGGCCAGAUUGAAAUCACCGACACUGAGUUGAUUUUCUACCAAAGAACAAAAAAACCAACAACAUGGUCACUCAGAAACCUACGAAAGUAUGGAUUUGAUAGUGAAAUCUUCAGUUUUGAGUGUGGAAGACGCUGUGCUACCGGCGAGGGCAUAUUUGCAUUCAAAUGCAAGAAAGCUGAGCAAUUAUUCAACCUUCUACAGCAUAAUAUCCAAGUGAGAAAUAUGAGUGAAGAAGGUCUGGAUGUGAAUAGUCUGCUAAACAUGCAACAAAGCAAUCAGAACCAAAGAGAAGUCCAAAGAAGAAGCGCUGUCAACUCACCUGAAGGAUAUUUGAAUCCUGUGAGUAAUGGAACUGUAAACAGGCCGCCAUUGAGUCGCCCAGGGAGUAUAACCAGCAAUGGCCCAACAACUCCGCCACCUAACGCUACAAAUCCACAAAUUCCACAUCCGGAAACCAACAAUAACAAAAGCAGCAGUGGGAAUUCUGUUACAGUAAGACAAAACUCAUCUGAACAUGCUUAUCUCAACUCUGAAGUCAUUAACCAAACAGAGGUAGGUCAUCAGUACAUUAAUCUACCAAAUGGUGACUCUCACACGAAUAGAAACGUUUAUAUGAACAUUGAUACCAUGAAUGUUUGUAACACUACCACACCUGUGAAGCCACUGCUUCAAUCUGUAACCAUUGAAGAGAUCUCGCAUGAAACCGAAGACAUUGAUGAAAAUAACGUGGUGGAGACGAUUAUCUUGCCGCAGUUUCCACUCUCACCGUUACCAGAGUGUCAGAGUUGUCUGGAGGAUGUGCAUUGUUAUGCGAAUAUCGACGCGAAUGCGCUUGCACUGGCGGAUUGCUAUGAUCCGUCCAGUGGGAAUAUCAACGGGGUGAUUGGAGGUAAUUUUGUGAUAGACGAGCCGCAGGAGGUGAAUUAUGUCGAGCUGGAUCUUGAGCCGAGCGGCUGUGGCCCGGUGAGCGUGAGUAAGACGCGGCCGUUGAGCGGAGAUAGUCCGGUCAAGGGUAAGCCGUAUGUGACGAUUGAUUUUAAGAAAACCGAUGCGUUGUCGAACAGCAUUAAUCCCCGGCUGGAGCUGGAGGAAGGGUGUAGGAAGACGAGGCAUAAUUCGACGAUAGGGGACAUCAGACAUAGCAGUUCGAUUAGUGACUGAAAGUUUAGGUUUUAGAUUUUGAUCGGUUUUUACUCGUAUUCGAUUUGAAUUGUUCAAUUAUGAGAUAAUGUGACAAUGCCAAAGUUUUUAGGAUUGAGUGACUCUUGUUUGGAAGUAUUUUUAGUCUUUUUAUAAUUUAUUUGGGAAAAAUAGUAAGUAAAAACUAAUUAACGUACAGUUUAGAUACGUAUACGUUUAUUUUAUGCUAAAAAUUUGAAUUUUAUUGGGAAAAAACAACAAAAAUUGCAUUAUUUUAUGAUUUACUUGCUAAAUUUAAUCUAGUUAUUCAACCUUUUAUUCUUUUUUACAAAGAAACUUAUUUUAUUACAUUUUUUGCUUCAAAAAGCAAAAAUAAACAAUUUUUAUGCUCAAUUUUUGUGCAGAUUAUGAGCAAUUUUAUGUAAAUUGUUAUUUUGUAAGCAAAACAUCUUUCAAACAAGAGUUAUCCACUUUUUUGUUUCAAUAAUUUACAAACAUUUGUUAUAUCUUCCAAAAUAAGUGCUCAAAACGUUUAAAUUUACAUUUGAUUGCAAACAUCGAAAGCAAACAAAAACAAUUUGUGAUUUUGUGAUUUAGAUUCAAGAUUUUUAAACAACAUUUUAUUCUAGUAUUUAUCAGAGAAGUUGAUUAGUACUCUAGUGUUUUUGGAAACAAUUAUCACCACCCCAAACUCAAAUUAGUGACGAAUUGCUAUUGCGAUUCGCAGAUAACUACAUAAAAGCCUGGGCAAAAUGCAUGUAAAUAUUGAAACAAUUUGUAACAUCACAUCACACAAUCAGGAUGAACAUUACGAACAUUAUAGCAUUACAACCCCAAUAUUAGCAUAAGUGAAAGUAAAGUGUGUAUGAGAAACCAAACAAAAACAUAUGCCAAAGUAUCGAAAGGAAUAAGAUUGAGAAAACAUAUUUUAUAUUAGUGUUACAUCAUGUGAGUCAUAUUGAUCUGUUGUUAUAUCUAUGAAUUCUCUAUGAUCAUUAUGAAUUAUUUUUCAAUGACAAAGUGUAUUGUAAUCUUAAAUAUUCUAUUGCGUAUACGUUUUUAUCAAUCAUUUUAAUCAUCUACGGUUCUAUGACAUAGUUUUAAGGCGUAAUUAAGUUUUUAUCAUGUUGUAUUUUGAGCAAAAGAAACGUUGUGCACAAACCAAAGAUAUUUGAUAAUUAUGGUAAAACGAGUUGAAGUUUUGUAUGAGUGGAUUGAAACAUUGAACAAACAACCUGUAGUUUUAAGAAGAUUGUGUAUUAUUUUUUAGUAAUGCGAUGAGAGGAGACAAACUACCAAAACGAAUUAUAUGAUACUAUUAUAAUAUGUAGAGAAUAUUUAAUUUUUUGAAUAAAAAAAAUAUCGGAAGAUGCAAUUGGCUGAAACAAAA